AAAAAAAUUCACUUAUAUUUUAAUGGAAAUUAAUUAAAAGAAUUCCAAUCAAUACAGUAGUUUUUACUUUUUACUCAUUUCACUGUUCACAUUAAAAAAUUAAAAAUAGCCCGUACCCAACAAAACUAAAUAGCCACGGCCCACAACCAAUGACCCAAGCCCAAGGCCUUUAAAGAACUUUCACGAUCAAACUCCAACCUGCUGUGCUGAGUCACGCCCAAAUGCCGCUUUUUAUUUUUUAUUUUACUUUUUUUCUACUUCACUGAGAGCCAUAAAAAGAAAAAACAAAAUUGCUGCUAUAUAAUAUAUUCAACUCAAAGAAAAAAAGCAGCAAUUCUCAUCUCAUCACGCACUCUCUCUCUCUUUCUUUUUUGCUAUCUCUCUGAUUUUUAUUUAUUUUUUAUUAUUAUUUGGAUUUGCCCAGGCUCCCCAGCCUUUCUUUCUUUCUUUCUUUCUACUUAUUAUUAUUUUAUUUUUAUAAACAAUAAAGAAAUUUGAUGAUGAUGAUGAUGAUGAUGAUAUGUGUGUGAUUGUUUGCAUGUGGUCAUACAAUUAAAUAAAUAAAGAAGAUAGAUUGGAUUAGAUGGAGCAGCAGCAGCAACAGCAGCACCAUCUUCUACAUUUUAUCCAUCCCAACCAUCCCUUGCUCUUCAAUCCUGACCACAGAAGUGGAUAUCGUUGUCGGGGGUGCUGCGAACAAGUUUAUGGUCCUAGCUACAGUUGUAGAGAAUCAGGAUGCUAUCACUACACUCAUCAUAAAUCAUGUGCAGAAUUACCCCUUGGGUUGCACCAUCCCUUGCACCCAAUCCAUCCUCUUAUUCUCUUUUCUCCAUGGAGAUGGGCAUAUGUAGCUGAGGACAAACAAUUUUACAAAUGCGAACUCUGCAAAGAAUCCUGCGAAGAAUGUAAAGAUGUAUACAGUUAUCGGUGUUCCCGCUGUGACUUCAACCUUCACAUCACAUGCGCUUCUUUAGCCCCCACCACCAUGGAACCUGAAUUCCACCACCACCCAUUGACCCCCUUUUGGAAGUGGGUCAUCUUCACUUGCGACAUUUGCGGCAAAGAAGACAAAGACAAAGGUAUGCCCUAUAUGUGUCAACCAUGUGGUUUAUGGAUACAUAGAACAUGUGCUUCUUUUCCAAGCAGAGUCAAAGUUGUGCGUCACAAGCACCUCCUCCACCUCACCCAUUCUUCUCUUCAAUUCCAUCAACCCGACCCCCGAUUUUGCCAACUCUGUGUUCAAAAACUGGACACACGCUAUGGGCUUUACUAUUGCUCCAUAUGCGAUUUCAUUGCCCAUCUUGAUUGUGCUAUAUUCAAGGAAAACAGGGAGUAUAUAGAUUUGCAAAAAUUUGAAGAUGAGGAUGAAGUUCCAGAACUCGAUGAAUCAGUUGACUCAAUAACUUACAAAGUCAACAAAUUCAAUAUGGGGGAGGACGGAACUCAAAUAGCCAUAGAAAUCAAACACUUCAGUCAUGAGCAUGACUUAAUGCUUACUGAUGAGGUUUUAAAUAACCAAAAAUGCGAUGGUUGUGUAAGAGACAUUCUCCCUCCGUUUUAUAGUUGUGUAAAGUGUAGCUUUUUUCUUCAUGAAUCUUGUGUUAAAUUACCCAAAAAAAAGAAACAUCCACUUCAUCAACACCCACUCACCCUCCUCCCAAAGGCACCUUAUAUGCAUAAGUUGUUUUGGUGUAAUGCUUGUCGCCAAGGUUGCAAUGGCUUCACCUACAGUUGUAUUAUGUGCAAGUUUGAUCUCGAUGUUGAAUGUAGUUUGAAACCGGACGUCUUUACCCAUGAAGGUCAUAAGCAUCGACUUAUCCUCUCCAACACAGCACAUAGGCAGAAAUGCAAUUGUUGUGAUAACGAAAGAUACCAAGUAUUUCGUUGUACCACUUGUGAAUUUGUACUAGACUUUCAGUGUGCUACAUUACCACAGACCACAAGAUAUGGACAACAUGAGCAUCCCUUCACUCUCAGUUAUAGAGCUGAAGAUAACUCUGGUGAAUAUUAUUGUGAUAUCUGUGAAGAAGAACGGCGGGACUCAAAGUAUUGGUUUUACUACUGUGAAGAUUGCAAUUAUCCUGCUCAUCCAAAUUGUAUUAUUGGGAAAUACCCAAAUUUCAAGUUUGGAGGUGCUUACACAUUUGAUUGUCACUCACACCCUCUUACUUUCGUUGAGGAAACUAAAGACCGCCCUCAAUGUAACGAAUGUAAUGAUUCUUGUGAAGAGUUGAUCUAUCAAUGUGCUCAAUGUAAUUUCUACAUCCACCAGUAUUGUUUAUAAAAAGGAAAAAUGUGAUGUUAAUUUUUAUUUUAUACUAGAUGUAGUCCACGUAAGUUUUGGUGCACGGAAUUCAUUAAAUGAAAAUGCCGUAAUUCUUUUUCAAUGCUCUUUCUUGGCAUCAUUGUACCAACUCAUGCUUGUUUGUGUGUGGUCGUACCCUGCCUUGUCCACUUCUAUUAGAAACAAUGAGCUUGUUGAUAAUAGGAAUUUUCAGUUUUCAAUGUUUUAUGGUAGUACAUUGUUUAGCAACGGAAGUUGGAUUGCAGUGUGGAACAUAAAGUUCAGAGUUGAUGAACAAAUUCUAGAACUAAAAGGAAAACUUCUGGUAUCUCUUAUCAGCUGUGUAUGAAUACUUUAACCUCUAUUUCUAUUUCUAUGCAAUUUUGAUUGCAUUCAUUUUUCUUGAGCUCACAUUAAUUUUCUCUGUCUUCUUCUUCUGCAUUAGGUGAGCAUCUGUUAUUUUGAAGAGGGAAAUGAGCAAUUAGAGUCAAAACAUGAAUGCAAAGAUUCAAUAGCAUUUUAAUUUAUUAUAGCUUUACAUGUUUAUCAACAUCUUUUAUGUCAUUAGAUUUAGUCACUAAUAUUAUUACUAUUACUGUUAUUCUAUGAAAGCUCAAUUAUGCAUGAUUUAAUUAUCAUUGAUGGUGAGGUUGUUUUCUUUUGUUUUUUCUCAGCAUAAAUUUUAUACACCGUCUUAGUAAAAAUAUUGGCCUAGUAUUUUAAUUUGAAGGCACAGCAUGUACUUUGUAAAUAUUGAUGUUAAGAAAAUGGUGAUUUGGGAGCAACAAUUGUUAAUAACAUGGCUGGUUGAGUUAUAUAGUUUAAUUGAAUGUACUCCAAGUCCAAGGUAAUCUUCAAAACCUUUUUGGGCAAAGAGACUACAAAUCUUGUCUAAUAAGUUAAGGGCUUAGUUUAGAAAAUGUUGGUCAGGCCUUUCCUAGUUUGAAGGAUCUCAUUGUUACAUAUUUCUUCUAGUAUCGAUUCACUUAGUAUCAAAGAUGAAGUUCUUGAGCUUAUUAGUAUUGAUUCACUUAGUAUUAGGUAAAUGUUUCAAAUUGAAUGAAAUGGGUGUAUAUAUUUUUCUGAUUAUUAAGCACUUUCCAAAGUGAUACUAUAGUUGUUUGACACAUAUAGUACUUGAAAUUCAAAGAGCUAUGAUACUUAUCAAAAAAAAUAAUUCAAAGAGCUAUGAUUUUUCCUGUGUUAUUCAAGGUCUACAAUUGAGGUGAGUUGAAGUGCUCUCAUGUUAGCUUAUUUUGUAAUGAUCAAACACACAUGCUAUAAGAUGCUACACUUAUUUAUAUUGGGACCCUAUGUUCCUCUAUUUUGUUUUCUUUCAUUUACUUGUAUUUAAUUGAACUUCUUCAUGUAAUGGUUUCCUAUGCCUUGUCAUCUUGAAGGUCACUACUCUGGACAUUAGUAGACACAGGCUUAUUAUUAGCCAUUGCAAUUCUAAUUUUUGGACUGAGUGUUAGUUUGAUAUGAUUUUGAGGCACAAGUAAAAUAUAUACAUAAUAAAUUCC
Molecule: messenger RNA, 3807 nt
Organism: Quercus robur (English oak)
Lineage: Eukaryota; Viridiplantae; Streptophyta; Magnoliopsida; Fagales; Fagaceae
Exons: 1
Coding region: 584-2284 (566 amino acids)
Source: RefSeq, a predicted model, not a curated record